GACAGAGUGUUGAUGUCUUCUGAAUAUUUGAAAAAUGAUGAACGGAUUUUGUUGGGGUAUUGCAUGAUAGUCUUUAGGACACUUAAGCAUAUUUCAAUCAUUUUAGGAUCUGUUGAUGACGACAAUGCUAAAUUUAAGAGAAUCUCCUCGGUUCCAUAUUUGUCAAGAUCUUGUACGAGAUCCUCAGUUCCUUUUGCCAAUGAAUUUAUGAUAAUCAAGACAUUAAGACGAAGAUACAAUGGUUUAUUUUCAUUCUGGAUGAUCGUUAAUAGACGAGGAACGACUCCUUGUUGUAUGAUGAAUUUCUUCUGUUUAUUGGACCCAAUUACGAGAUUUUUAAUCUUAUUUGUGGCCUCAAAACAUGCUUCAUCAUUAUCCGAAAACAAAUUAUCCAUAUAUGAUCGAAAGCUCUCAACUUCCUAUAUGAAUAAUAUAAGAAUCCAGCGAUAAGUAUAAAUGCAUAAUAGUACAUUAGAGGGAAAAUAAUCUGAAUGUCAAGGUUAUGUUAUCAUUAACUUCUCACAACUUUCUAUUCAUUAAAUCUCUUAAAAACACAAUAUAAUACUAAUUAAUGACUUAAAAGUCAUUAAUAUGAUCUUUUUGCAUGUCUGAAUUUCAAAAUUUGACGAAAGAUCCAGAACUUUUGAGCAAAAAUUUUGCCGAUUUUUCAUUUUCAAUUCUUACCAUAAAACAGCAUAUUUCCAUUGCCAUUCUUAUACAUUCAGUCAGGGGAAAAACAAUGUUGCGAAAUUGUCAGAGAAUCUUUUUGCGCAUUUACUCACCAAAAUCUUUAAUUCACUCUCAUUAUUCAAAUAUGUCUUCUGCAUUAGUUAUUUUGCCAUCUGGAGCUGAAGAAAUCGAGUUUGUAGGCACAGUUGAUCUUUUGAGACGUGCAGGCAUUACAGUGACAGUAGGUGGAUUAGAUGGAAAAGAUCCAGUAAAAUGCUCACGGGAUGUCCUGAUUGUUCCAGAUGUUGAUUUGAAGGAUGUAGCAAAGAGUCAAUUCGAUGCUAUUGUUCUUCCUGGUGGAUUAGGUGCUGCUAAAUCUAUGUCUGAAUCAUCCCUUACAGGCGAAAUUCUAAAGAAUCAAGAAAAAGAAGGCAAACUUAUUGCUGCAAUUUGUGCAUCUCCAGCUAUGGUAUUUAAAGCUCACGAAAUUGGACAAAACAAGAAGAUUACAUGCUAUCCAUCAUUCAAGGACGAUUUAGGAAGCAAAUACACAUUUGUUGAUGAAAAGGUUGUUCAAGAUGGUCAAUUAAUUACUUCGCAAGGUCCUUCAACAGUUUUUGAUUUCGCCUUGAAAGUCAUUGAACAUUUAUGUGGAAAAGACAAGUCUGAUACCGUUGCAAAGCAAAUUUUAUACAAAUAAAAACUCAAAAUUUAUAAUUACUAAUAUGUAGCUUGAUCUCUGCAUUCUGAAAAUAAAGAUCUAAGUCAAUUUUGGAAUAA
Chironomus riparius is the source of this 1449-nucleotide messenger RNA. The record is from the annotation of a GenBank genome assembly. NCBI's taxonomy places the organism in Eukaryota, Metazoa, Arthropoda, Insecta, Diptera, Chironomidae.